Molecule: messenger RNA, 827 nt
Organism: Plasmodium gaboni
Lineage: Eukaryota; Apicomplexa; Aconoidasida; Haemosporida; Plasmodiidae
Exons: 1
Source: RefSeq, a predicted model, not a curated record
AUGAUGAUGAAGAUAAAUAUGAUGAUGAAGAUAAAUAUGAUGAUGAAUAUAAAUAUGAUGAUGAAUAUAUAUAUGAUUCUUAUAAAAAAUAUGAUAGUAGUUAUGAAUAUAAUACUUAUGAUGAUAAUGAUGAUGAAAAAAGGAAAGAUAAAAAGGUAAAAGAUAAAAUAAGAAAAAAAAAGAAAAAAAAAGAAAAAAAGAAAAAGAAGAAAAAGAAGAAGAAAGAAAAAAAAAAAAAAAAACAGAAAGAGAAAUUAAAAAAUUUACAAUCUAUAUUAAAAAGUAAAGAAUUUGUUGAAAAUUAUUUAAAUCCAUGUGUAUUAAAUAAUAUACCUAUAUCAGUAGAUGAAUAUAAAUUUUUUUUAUGUUAUUUAAAAAUUGAAAUCAUAGAAGAUGAUGGAAUAAGAAUAGUAAAAAAAAAUUUGAUUAAUAAUAUUACACCUACACGUUUUAGUGUUAAUGCUAGACCAGAAAAAGGUAGAAAAAAAGUAGCUUUUAAACAUGAAACUCUUUUUAUGAAUACAAAUGAAGAUAUAUUAAAUAGAAAUUCUUUAGAUAGAUCUGAUAAUUUUAUAAAUAAAACAGUAAAAUUUGUAGGAAAUACAAAUGAUAGUGAUAAAUAUAUGAUUGAAUAUUGUAAACAGAAAAUAUUGAAAAAAGAUAAAUCUUUAUUAUGUUUAGAUAAUAGAAAAUUAGUAGCCAAAAUAUGUAGUAAAAAUAAAAUACCUAUAUUAUGGAUUAGAAUAGAUAAUGAUUUUGUUUUAUUAGGUAGAAUAAGAAGAUCACAAAGUAUAAGUAUGUGGAUUCAACAAUUAUAUAAUGAUAAU